Molecule: messenger RNA, 2135 nt
Organism: Seminavis robusta
Lineage: Eukaryota; Bacillariophyta; Bacillariophyceae; Naviculales; Naviculaceae
Source: the annotation of a GenBank genome assembly
GAAUUUAUCCCGGUAGAGCUGUGCAACUGCGAACCACCCGUCAGUUAUUCGGAGGCAGCUUUGUUUUUUCUUUGCGUUUUCUCAUUGCUGAAGGCCUUGCUAGCUUGGAUACCCCAUACCAUCACAACCUAUCCGAGCUAAGCUCAAUACGGAUACCCCAUCUUGGCUCUCUCUAUCUCUCUGUCUCUUAAUCAUUGGUUAUCUUGGCUUCAGUACAGUACGGUUGUACCAAAACUACAAUUAUCAUUACACGAAAAUGGCCGGAACACGCCGCAAACCCUCGUCGGCCAUUCAGGCUGGAUCCAGCACAAAGCGCUCCAAGAAUUCCAUUGAUUUGGGCUUUCGCAAUGAAGAAGAGGAAGAUGAUGAAAUCGAUUCGGAAGAUGACUUUUUCCAACGCCAAGAGGAAUCAUCGGAUGACGACGAAGAGGAAGAAACACUCCAGGCUAAAAAAGUUCGCUUGGCACGCGAUUAUCUGCACAAGCUCGAGCAAGAUGGCUCGUCUAGUAGUAGUGGUAGUGGUUCCGAAGACGAGGACGAUUCCGGAGACGACCAAGACAUGGAUCGAGUGGGUCGAUCACUCCAAAAACAGCGACUGAAACGACAAGGUGUCUACGAGCGAAUGGUAGCCGACAAACUCGCCAAAGCCAUUGAAUCCAUCAAAUUGGAACUGGUCGAUCAGAGACUCCUCGAGAGACAAAAAAAGAAGAAACAGCAACAAUCCACAAAACUAAGUGCACGCGAACAAGCACAAGAAUGGGUGGCACAGGGACACGUCAAACUGCUCAAGGGACAUGAUUUGACUGCCACCUGCAUCAGUCUACAAGCCGAUGGAUCAAAAGCGGUUUCCGGAUCCAAAGAUCAUUCCGUUAUUCUAUGGGAUAUGGAGCAGGAAACGGCCCUGACGACAUUGUCACCCCAUUGGAAAAAAGAUAAAGAUACUACUACUGGUGGAACGAGAACCAACGGACAAGUCUUGUCCGUGGCAUGUUCCGACGAUGGACGAUACGCCGCCGUGGGACGGCACGAUGCUACCGUCAGCAUUUUUGAUAUUCGAUCCAAAGAUCUCGUCAAAACAUUUACAGGACACAAAUCUGCCAUUACCUGUUUGGCGUUCCAAACCCAAUCCUUGCAACUGUUUUCUGGCAGCGACGAUCGAUGCGUUCGACACUACAAUUUGGAGGAUAUGAUGUACCUGGAAACACUCUACGGACAUCAGUUUGGUGUCACAGGCAUUGACUGUCAUGUCAAGGAACGACCCAUUUCGGUGGGACGAGAUCGAACUGCACGAGCUUGGAAGUUGCAGGAAGAUACCCAUCUCAUUUUCCGAGGUGGGGCCAAACUGGCUCCGGCGGAUUGUGUUUCAGUCAUCAAGGAUGAUUGGUUCUUGAGCGGACACGAAAAUGGACAGCUGUGUUUAUGGUUGACGGACAAAAAGAAGGCGAUCGAGACCGUGGAGUUGGCACAUGGAAGUAGCAAUGCGAUUGGAAAUGGUAUUGGUAGUAUCUGUGCGCUCAAAGGAAGUGAUGUGGUCGCGACCGGUGCCAAUGAUGGGUUUCUACGGUUCUGGAAGGCCAACACUGGGGCAACCUUGGAGGAACGUGGAUUAGAAACUUUGGCGCAUGUCCCAGUUCACGGUUUCAUCAAUGGGAUUGAUAUCGGGCCCAAAGCAAGAUUUUGUGUCGUGGCACUGGGACAAGAACCCAGACUAGGUAGGUGGAACCGUGUGGCCAACGCCAAGAAUCGAAUUGGGAUUGUCAAAUUGAGUGGUAUACAAGAUCAGGAAGCCGAAGAAGUUGAUGCGGACGAAGACAGCAACGCAGAAGAAGAAGACAACAAUUAAAACCAUUCUUCCACGAAAACUACUGGUACUAGUCUAGUCAUUCAAAGCUCAUAGUUUUCUGAAGCUGGCAGCCCACUUAGUAAUUUGAAAGCAGAUUCUUAAAAAUAUUUGGGUGUCAUAGUAGGGACAGAAUUUGUGCAAGGUUAGUUGUACUUUGUUUUGAUUUGUUUUGUUUGAUCCAGCCCGACCAUAACUGCAGAGAGGAUUCUAGGUGUCAGCUGAACUACUCCACAAGUGAGGAGUAAUUCGUAGCAAUCCAAAUUGCAAGUUAUGAUGGCAAUCACCACCCCCA